Molecule: messenger RNA, 2145 nt
Organism: Patiria miniata (bat star)
Lineage: Eukaryota; Metazoa; Echinodermata; Asteroidea; Valvatida; Asterinidae
Gene: ltv1
Product: protein LTV1 homolog
Exons: 10
Coding region: 83-1519 (478 amino acids)
Biological process (GO): ribosomal small subunit biogenesis; ribosomal small subunit export from nucleus
Cellular component (GO): nucleus; preribosome, small subunit precursor; cytosol
Source: RefSeq, a predicted model, not a curated record
UGGAUCGGAGGUUCACGUGUUUUUGUUGACAAGAAAACAUAGAUUUUCUUCCGUGUUUAGGCGUUUUUCACAUGGGAUAACAAUGCCGGGACGCAAGAAAAAACCCUUUAUCGAUCGCAAGAAUGCAGUCAGUUUUCAUCUCGUCCAUCGUAGUCAGAGGGAUCCACUGCAGGCAGAUGAAGACAGCUCCAAGUAUGUCCUCUUACAGAAAGAGAAAGCCAAAGAAAAGGAGAAGCUCGAGUCGCAGAAAACUGAAGAGAGAGCCCAUGGGGUAUUCUACGAAGACGAGUACAAUUACCUGCAGCAUCUGAAGGAGGUGAACCCAGAAUGCGUCUGGUCCGACCCCACGCCUGCCUCAUAUCAACAACAGAGGGCACCCCUCAGUGAUGAAAACGCAUCCCAGAUUUCAAUGCUUGGGCUCCCAGCCGAAGUGUUUCCAUCAGAGAUGGAAGAAAAAGUCGGCCUACUCAACAAGGCUGCUCCAGUCAGUGGCCCCCGAUUUGAUCUUGACCCUGAUGUGGUGGCCGCGAUGGACGAGGACUUUGACUUUGAAGACCCCGAUAACGAACUUGAAGAUGACUUUAUACUCAUGGCACGGGGAGAGGGCGAGGAUGGAGAAAGCCGACUGUUUGAAGGCGAUGCAGAUUAUGAUGGUGAGUACGGGAGCGACGAAGAUUACUCAACAGAUGGAUUAGAAGACAGUGACGAUGCCAGGGAUGAUGUCGGCGAUGAUCUCAAGACGUUCCGAGAAGAAGAAACCAAGUCUCACUUUACCAACUACUCCAUGACCUCGUCUGUGAUGAGACGAAACGAGGGGCUGACGUUACUGGAUGACAGAUUCGAAAAGAUUUACGAGCAGUAUGACGACAUGGAGAUCGGAGCUCUUGAUCAAGAUGAAAUUGACGGGCAUCGAGAGGUCAACGCCGACAGUGCCAUCAUGAGACAGGUCUUGGAUGAAUACGAGGCUUCCAUACAGAAAACCACUCUUGGCGAUAUUAGAAACGAAUGCAAGCCUGAAGACGGCGAACGUCUCCAAGCCGAUGAUGCGAGCGAUGAUGACAACGACGAAGAUGACAAUGAUGAUGACCUUGUCAAAAUGACCGUGACGGAAACAAAGAAAGAGGAGAGAUGGGAUUGUGAGUCCAUCCUGAGCACCUACUCCAACCUGUACAACCACCCAACGACCAUCAAAGAACCACCUAAGAAUAAAUCCAUCAAGCUGUCUAAGAAGACCGGGAUGCCCGUCGACGUCCUGCCGGCACCAGGCCCGACCAAGAAGCAGCAGGAGCGAGAGCUACAUGAGGAGUACGUCUUGCCGUCCGUGGCUCCCUCCAGACCCAAGGACAGGAAGGAGACACCGGAGGAGAGGAGGUUGAGAAAACAGGCCGUCAAGCAAGACAGGAGGGACCGACGGCUGGAGAAGAAGGCUAACAAGCAAGCAUUCAAGGAUGAAGAGAAGAGACAGGGGCAAGCUAUGAUAAACCUGAAACAGAAUAUGCAGGGAAUCAAAAUAGUAUGAGCAAAAAAACUUGCAGGGGUCUAAAUAUAGAUGGAAUUUUCAUUAUCUCAGAAUUGUUCAUUACAUCAAAAUGAGCGGCAGCGCAAUGAGCAUCGGUCUGUAUCGUCAGAACAAAGUUAUCAAGGGGGGCCAGAAUAGUUUAAACAGACUAUAAUUACAUGCAUUUUGCUUUAAAAUUAGUCAUUUGGAAAUAAUUUUGGAUUUUUAUAAUGAUUUUUAUCAAAACUGAUUCCAUCAUUGCUGAAUUGCAGGACAAUAAUCUAUUUCAUUUCUCACAAAUGUUGGAUCUUUUUGAAGAAAAUAUAAAAAUCAUUUUUUCUUUACAUCUCUUUUGCACAAUUGCGUGCAAGGUUUGUUACGAUUAGUGUAUCAGAGGAGAGUCGGCUAUCUUUUUAUUUUGUGGCAAGUUAUUUUUUUCAGGACCGAAAUGUUUGGAUUUCAAUAUUGGAUGCCAUACAUAAUAAUACUCAUGAUGUAAGAUUUUAAUUUUUUAUGAUCAAAAACUUCCGGAAAAAAAGUUACUAUGUAAAUAUGUAUGAUACAAGGUAAAAUUUCAUGGUCGAUAGUAAGUUAUGCCUUUUUGUCAAAGAAAUAAAUCCAAAUGUUAAAAUUUUGGAAAAAACAAA